UCUGAAUGUUUUGAAUAAGGAUGGUAAGGGCAUGACGGUCAUUAUACAGCUCCAAAAGGUUAUGUUUUGCGUUGUAAAAGGUUUAGGAUUUCAAUUUCUGUCCUACUUAGAAAUUUUGAUCCCUUUGCUUUGCCCAAAUCUCGACUGCAACCGGUUGCUUCAUUUCUCGAUGUUCAGAUUCUGGGGAUCUCAGGACCAAGAACCACAAUCUCGUCCACAGGAUGCUCCUUCACAAACAGGGUACCCAUCCUUUGUUGGCAAUUCUUCAACAUAUUCUCAACCAUUAACAGCUGGUAACAAUGCUUCUAACAGCUAUAAUCUACAGAGGCCAUUUGAAAGGCCUCAGUCUCCUUCGCAUGUCUCACCUGCUGAAGCUGCUGGAAUAAUUUCAUCAUUGAAGUACAAGAGCGUUGAUGAGCUACGUAUGCUUUUGACCGACAAAGAGGCCUACAACCAAUUUUUACUUGCUCUUGAUCAAGUCAAGGCUGAAAAUAAUGUUAGAGAUGAAAUACAGAAAGAAAUGCUCCAGCUUGCUAGAUCGAAUUUGGAUAAAGAGCCACAGAUUGUAGAACUGAGGAAUCAAUGUAGUAUCAUCCGGACGACUGAGCUGGCUGCAGCGCUGGAGAAAUUAAAUGACUUGGAGAAGAAAAAGGAAGAGCUCCUGAAGUGCUACUCUUCAGCAUCUCUUCUGCACAGAUUGCAAGAGGAAAUGAACAAGACAGAUGGAGAGUCUGACAACCUUCACAGCCAGUUCCUUGACAGGGAAAUUGAGCUCAUGGCAUUUGUCCAGAAACACAAGAAACUAAGAUCUUUGUACCAUCGCCACGCAAUGACAUAUCUUGCUGCCAAGACAUCUCUAAUGCCAUGAGUCUAUCAGAUGCUCAUGCUGGGAUUUGGUAGUGUAUACUUUUUACAUUCAUUUUCAUAUGAGCUGGUAUUCGGGGUUUGGUUGCUUACGCUAAUUUAUUUUUCUAUUUGUAUGUAAAAAUUUAAUCGAUAAUGUAUAUUUUUGAGUGUAAAGGAGGUAGGUGUGUUGGCAAAACUAUUCGCUACUGGCCACUGCUUCUUCAUUAGAUUUCUGUAUCCAUUCUUAUUCUGUAGCAGAAAGUGAUGUUGAGUUUUCAAGUU
Spinacia oleracea (spinach) is the source of this 1128-nucleotide messenger RNA. RefSeq names its product vacuolar protein-sorting-associated protein 37 homolog 1. Gene Ontology annotation, biological process: protein targeting to membrane; ubiquitin-dependent protein catabolic process via the multivesicular body sorting pathway; protein targeting to vacuole. The transcript is spliced from 7 exons. Gene Ontology annotation, cellular component: ESCRT I complex. Lineage: Eukaryota; Viridiplantae; Streptophyta; Magnoliopsida; Caryophyllales; Amaranthaceae. The record is from RefSeq and is a predicted model, not a curated record. Bases 32 to 868 code for a protein of 278 amino acids.